Messenger RNA from Acanthamoeba castellanii str. Neff, 1257 nucleotides. Its product is annotated as phosphatidylinositol:UDPGlcNAc transferase PIG-A, putative. The transcript is spliced from 10 exons. Gene Ontology annotation, molecular function: phosphatidylinositol N-acetylglucosaminyltransferase activity. The record is from RefSeq and is a predicted model, not a curated record. Gene Ontology annotation, biological process: GPI anchor biosynthetic process. Bases 1 to 1257 code for a protein of 418 amino acids. Gene Ontology annotation, cellular component: glycosylphosphatidylinositol-N-acetylglucosaminyltransferase (GPI-GnT) complex. NCBI's taxonomy places the organism in Eukaryota, Discosea, Longamoebia, Acanthamoebidae.
AUGUUCUGCGAUUUCUUCUACCCCAACAUGGGCGGCGUGGAGAACCACCUCUACCAGGUGGCCUCCUGCCUCGUCCUGCGCGGCCACAAAGUGGUGAUUGUGACGCACAGCUAUGGCAAUCGGGAGGGCGUGCGCUAUCUCUCGAGUGGCGUGAAGGUGUACUACCUGCCGCACAUUCCGAUCAUUCUGCAAAACACGCUGCCCAGCAUCCUCCUCACCUUCCCCUACUUCCGCUGCAUCCUCCUGCGCGAGCAAAUCGACAUCGUCCACGCCCAUGGCGCAUUCUCUACGUUUGCGCUCGAGGCGCUGCUGCACUCGGGGGUGAUGGGCUACCCAUCGGUCUUCACCGACCACUCGCUGUUCGGCUUCGCCGACGCCAGCAGCAUCCACAUGAACAAGCUCCUCAAGAUCGUCUUCUCCAACGUGAGCCACGUCAUCUGCGUCUCCAACACCAGUAAAGAGAACACGGUACUGCGAGCGCAGAUACAUCCGUCUGGCGUGUCGGUCAUCCCCAACGCCGUGGACAGCUCCGCGUUCGUGCCCGAACCCGCCAAUCGCAUCUGCGGAAGACUCACGAUCGUGGUGAUCAGUCGGCUGGUGUAUCGAAAGGGAGUGGACCUGUUGGUCGACGUCAUCCCCGAGGUCUGCCGGCGGUUUCCCGACGUGCACUGGCUCAUCGGCGGCGACGGCCCCAAGCGGCUCGACCUGGAGGAGAUGCGGGAGCGGCACCAGCUCCACGACCGCGUCGAGAUGCUGGGCAACCUCAAACACGAUCGCGCCUUCUGUAUCGCGAUCGUGGAGGCGGCCUCGUGCGGGCUGCUCGUCGUCUCCACCAAGGUCGGCGGCGUGCCCGAGGUGCUGCCGCCCCACAUGCUCCGAUUGGCCGAGCCCAAGCCCAGCGAGAUUAUGGAGGCGCUGGUGGAGGUGAUCCCGCUCGCGCGCGGGCGACCGGCCGAGGCGUUCUACGACUUCAACGCCCAGAUCGGGAAGAUGUACAGCUGGAUGAACGUCACCACGCGCACCGAGCGCGUCUACGACUCCAUCGCCAACACCCCCAUCCGCUCCGCCCUCGACCGCAUGAAGAGGUUGCAUGGCACGGGGUGGUGGUGCGGUAAGAUCAUGGUGACGGGCUGGAUCGUGACCUUCCUCCUGUGGAUGGUCUUCGAAUACUUCUACCCAAGCGCCGAGAUCGACAUCGCCGCCACCGCACCAUCGCGAUCUGACCCGCGCGCCACCAUCAAGACCAAGCACGACUGA